Messenger RNA from Gryllus bimaculatus (two-spotted cricket), 224 nucleotides. Lineage: Eukaryota; Metazoa; Arthropoda; Insecta; Orthoptera; Gryllidae. The record is from the annotation of a GenBank genome assembly.
CGACUUUCGAUCUCUUUAUUCCAUGCAUUGAGUUUAAUUUCAUAAGUGUACUUGCAUAUCAAUGGUUAUAAGGGGUUAAAUUAAUUUUUUGAAAUUAUUGUUUAAUGAAUUGAUAUGCCCUAGUUGUCUAUUAGAACUGGUGGUGUUAGACGUGCUUCCUGGCCCCGAUUUCGUGUGACGUCUUGCGCUGGUGGUGUAGUGAGGUGUAGUGUCAUGCAAGUAGG